GAGAGCUCGGAAUUUUUCUAGAACGCAAUCACCCGUUGAAUCAUACACAUCGUGUCCCAGUGUUGAGUGAAUUUUUCCGUCGAAAUGGCACCCAAAACCAGUGGAAAAGCUGCGAAGAAGUCUGGCAAGGCCCAGAAAAAUAUUUCCAAGUCCGACAAGAAAAAGAAGCGCAAGACCCGCAAGGAAAGCUACGCUAUUUACAUCUACAAAGUGUUGAAGCAAGUCCACCCGGAUACUGGCAUCUCUUCGAAGGCCAUGAGCAUCAUGAACAGUUUCGUCAACGAUAUCUUCGAACGCAUUGCUGCUGAGGCAUCCCGCUUGGCGCACUACAACAAGCGUUCGACGAUCACGUCCCGCGAAAUCCAAACCGCUGUUCGUCUGCUGCUGCCUGGUGAGCUUGCCAAGCACGCCGUCUCCGAAGGAACGAAGGCUGUCACAAAGUACACCAGCUCGAAGUAAGCCACUGAAAUGAUUGGCUUCUUUUCAUGAACCUCUCUUUAAUCGGUCCUUUUCAGGACCACAAACCGCAUUCAAACAAAGAAUUAUCCUUCGUUUCAUCUGCACCAGCGAAUUAGCGCUUUAAUUUCAGGGUGUCCGUCUUCGUCAACGUUAUUGUUCAGUUUGUUGCGUUUGCCUGUACUAAAUGGCAUUAGUGCAGGUAAACGCAGCCAUAUCCUAAGUUUGUUUGCGAACUUUGUAUUGGAAACAAUGAUGCUGUGAUUGACAUUAAA
Messenger RNA from Anopheles gambiae (African malaria mosquito), 731 nucleotides. RefSeq names its product histone H2B. Bases 85 to 459 code for a protein of 124 amino acids. Gene Ontology annotation, molecular function: protein heterodimerization activity; DNA binding; structural constituent of chromatin. Gene Ontology annotation, cellular component: nucleosome. The transcript has a single exon. The record is from RefSeq and is a predicted model, not a curated record. NCBI's taxonomy places the organism in Eukaryota, Metazoa, Arthropoda, Insecta, Diptera, Culicidae.